Danio aesculapii is the source of this 1061-nucleotide messenger RNA. It is a transcript of the gene ch25h, whose product is annotated as cholesterol 25-hydroxylase. The coding region runs from base 32 to 787 and encodes 251 amino acids. Lineage: Eukaryota; Metazoa; Chordata; Actinopteri; Cypriniformes; Danionidae. The transcript has a single exon. The record is from RefSeq and is a predicted model, not a curated record. Gene Ontology annotation, molecular function: steroid hydroxylase activity; iron ion binding; C-4 methylsterol oxidase activity. Gene Ontology annotation, biological process: cholesterol metabolic process; sterol biosynthetic process.
CACUCAGAUUCAGAACUGAAAAGAAAUACAAAUGUUUGGACUACAGCACAUCUGGGACUGCAUUCUGCAGUAUGAGGCCCAGCUAAGGUCUCCAUUUUUCCCAGUCCUCUUCUCUAUUACAGUCUACCUAAGCUUCUGCCUGCCUUUUGUCCUUCUGGAUGCCCUGUCUCCAAAGGUAGAACUGAUAAGGAGAUACAAGAUCCAACAGAAAGCCAGCGUGUCUUGGACUAUGAUGUGGAGCUGCCUGGCACUCUCCCUCUACAACCACGCAGUGUACAUCUUCCCGCUGAGUGUCCUGCACUGGUACUGGAGACCUGUCAGCUACCUAGCGGAGGCACCUGGGGUUUUGCGAGUCAUCUGGGAUCUUGCUGCCUGCCUGCUUCUGUUUGACUUCCAGUACUUUGUGUGGCAUCUUCUACAUCACAAAGUGCCCUGGCUUUACCGGACUUUCCAUAAGGUGCACCACAAAUACACAUCCACCUUCGCUCUGGCCACUGAGUACUCGGGGGCUUGGGAGACCCUGUCUUUGGGAUUCUUCGCUGCAGUGAAUCCCAUGCUGCUUGGAGUUCAUCCUAUGACGGAGAUGCUCUUCCACAUGCUGAACAUGUGGCUGUCAGUUGAGGACCACUGUGGCUAUGACCUGCCAUGGGCCACGCACAGACUUGUGCCUUUUGGACUUUACGGAGGAGCUCCACACCAUGAUGUCCACCAUCAAAAGUUCAAGUCCAACUAUGCUCCAUACUUCACUCACUGGGACAAGCUUUUUGGGACACUGCACUUUGAAUGAACAGAACAUUUAAAACCAACUCUUUUUUGUAAAAAGUUCUUUCUCAUUCUGUGAAUGAAUACUUUUGACUCUAAAACUGUAUAGAAGAUUAUUUAUAAUUCAGAGCUGUUUGAUGUAUUUAUCUAUUUAUUGAACAUCUGCAUUUAAGUGUGACUGUAAAAAAAUCUGAGAUGUUAGACAUUAUUGAAGCAUGUGUUAAUCAUAAUAUAUUUAUUUUUUUAUAAGAUUGUUGUUUUGCAUUUAUAAGGUUGUGUUGUCGUUAUAACGAAAUGUA